Molecule: messenger RNA, 1044 nt
Organism: Parathielavia appendiculata
Lineage: Eukaryota; Fungi; Ascomycota; Sordariomycetes; Sordariales; Chaetomiaceae
Exons: 7
Coding region: 1-1044 (347 amino acids)
Source: RefSeq, a predicted model, not a curated record
AUGCACAUUGGCGCCAGCUUCGACCAACUCUAUGUCGACGCUUGUAAGCGUCUGGUCGCGAGUGUCGGCGGGGGCGUUGACGUGACGAGUAUCGCAGCGCUCGUUGAUAUCACGGACCUCAAGCAUUUCCUCGAGGAGUUGAUAAGCCAUAUGCCAGCGUUUUGUCAGUAUCGCAAGGGGCAGCAAAGCCUGUUUCGCCUCGAUGCCGGGAUUGCCAAUCUCGAGGGCCUUGAAAGAGAGGAUUUCGGCGACUUCUGGCGGUUGACGACGAGCUGCACGGUCUGGCUAGAAGAGCAGGUGCAGGACGGUGUUCCCUUGUGGAUCUUGGCCAUUGACCCGGGCUCCAGCAUCCAGGAGGAGCCUAGCGAUCGUCCACCUGUCAGGACAAUCAGUCCAUUAGGGCCUCACAUACGGCAGCUGGUUUGGCAACAUGAAGUUUACUUCGGACUCAGGCAGGAGGACGACACACAUGAGAGGGAUCCUCCCAUAAGCGCCGCGGGUGUUGACAUCUGCGCCGGCAUCCAGGAGGGCUUUUACGGCGGCGAUGUUGAGGUGGCUUACGGCGACGGCCAGCGGGGUUUCCCGAGAUUUCCACGCGCUCCGUCGCGAGCGAUUAGGCUCGGCCGAGAAAGCUUCUGCAGGCAAGCGGGAGCCCAGACGCUGGGGCGGUGGGGAUACAGACGGCUAUCACUGCAGAAGUCCAUGCUACAGACAUGCAACAGCGAGAUGUGGGGUUCGAUCGCCAUCGAAGUCGUCAUCAUCUUCGUAGUGUCCCAAGAGUUUUCUAUCCUCGAAGAUGCCCAAGUUGACAUCGGCACCGAGGUCAAUCAACCUGAGGGCGUCCCCGAAGCGGCCGAGACGUCAAGCCUCCCUCAGCGGUGUGAUCUUGAAAGACUCGAAACGUCGAGAGAUCCCGGACUACAGGUUGAUGCUGGCUCCGCGGGCAAGCAGCAGGGGGAUCGUCGACUCCCAGUGUCGGUUAGCAAAGGCACAACAGAAUGCGGUAAGGCUUUCCUCGUCUGGUUCGUCGACGUGCAGGUCUAG